Molecule: messenger RNA, 528 nt
Organism: Triticum turgidum subsp. durum (durum wheat)
Lineage: Eukaryota; Viridiplantae; Streptophyta; Magnoliopsida; Poales; Poaceae
Source: the annotation of a GenBank genome assembly
AUGUCGACGGCGGCUGCAUCUCGGCCAAGCGGCCCCAUCCUUUUGAGCCCCUUUCCCAACUACCAAUCCGCCUCGCUCUCCCGUGUCAAGCUCCCCGCCGGUGGCUCGCCGUCGCCGGUCAAGUCCGUCAGCGUCUCCUCUCCCCCCUCCUCCCCCACCGCCGCCCCCAAGAUCCGUCGGUCCUGCAUGUGCUCCCCGACGAACCACCCGGGCUCCUUCCGGUGCAGCCUCCACAAGGAGCGCAAGCAGGCGGCCCAGGCUGGCAGCACCAGCAGGCCCGUCUCCCCGCCUUCGCUGCCGUCGAAGCGCACGGCGAGCCCAUUCGCGCAGCUCGUCCCCAGAGGCAGCGGCUGCUCUAGAUGCUCGUACAGCGGGCUGGCGCAGCGCGUCCCCAUGGGGAGCGGGCACUGGGCACGCAAGGCGCUCGUGCCGUCCCACGCAGUGCAGCAGCUGCAGCACCGGAAGCGAGUGGUGGAGCAGUUCCACGCCGGGCCCAGCCGGCUCUCCGCCGCCGCCGGCCGCCAGUAA